AGGUGGGAGCCUAAUCCAAGAUGGCGGUGCAGGAAUCAGCUGCUCAGCUCUCAAUGACUUUGAAGGUGCAGGAGUAUCCCACUCUCAAGGUGUUAUAAGCUAACACAAGUGAGGAGAGGAAACCCAUUGAAAGGAGAGCAUAGUUCUGUAAUGGUUCCCCUCACCUAAUCUGGUGCCAUAUGAAACACUGAACAAACGGUUUCGAGCUGCACAGAAAAACAUCGACCGAGAGACAAGCCACGUCACCAUGGUGGUGGCAGAGCUGGAGAAGACGCUGAGCAGCUGUCCUGCUGUGGAUUCAGUUGUUAGUCUCCUGGAUGGAGUAGUUGAAAAGCUCAGUGUUCUGAAACGAAAGGCAGUUGAAUCGAUCCAGGCUGAAGAUGAAAGUGCCAAGCUCUGCAAGCGUAGGAUCGAGCACCUGAAGGAGCACAGCAGUGACCAGCCAGCUGCUGCCAACAUGUGGAAGAAGAAGCGUAUGGACCGGAUGAUGGUGGAGCAUCUUCUACGCUGUGGCUACUACAACACAGCUGUGAAACUAGCAAGGCAAAGUGGCAUUGAGGACUUGGUAAAUAUUGAGAUGUUUCUGACUGCUAAAGAAGUAGAAGAGUCACUGGAAAGACAAGAGACUAUGACUUGCUUGGCUUGGUGUCACGACAACAAAUCCAGGCUCAGAAAAAUGAAGAGCUGUCUGGAGUUCAGCCUAAGGAUUCAGGAGUUCAUUGAGCUCAUCCGACAGAACAAGAGACUGGAUGCUGUGAGACAUGCAAGGAAGCAUUUCAGUCAGGCUGAAGGCAGCCAGCUGGACGAGGUUCGACAAGUGAUGGGAAUGUUGGCCUUUCCUUCAGACACUCACAUCUCCCCCUACAAGGAUCUCUUGGACCCUGCUCGAUGGAGAAUGCUGAUCCAACAGUUUAGAUACGACAACUACAGACUACAUCAGCUGGGAAACAACUCUGUUUUCACUAUCACACUCCAGGCAGGCCUUUCAGCUAUAAAAACACCGCAGUGUUACAAAGAGGAUGGGAGCUCCAAGAACCCAGACUGCCCUGUGUGUAGCAAAUCCCUGAACAAGUUGGCUCAGCCCCUGCCUAUGGCACACUGUGCCAACUCACGACUAGUCUGCAAGAUUUCAGGGGAUGUCAUGAACGAAAAUAACCCUCCCAUGAUGCUACCAAAUGGAUAUGUCUACGGAUACAACUCUCUGCUUUCUAUUCGCCAAGAUGACAAAGUAAUUUGCCCAAGAACCAAAGAAGUCUUCAACUUCUCACAAGCUGAGAAAGUCUACAUCAUGUAGGUCAGUGGAGCAGAGGCUGAGGUGCCGCUGAGCUGACGCAGUCAGUGUGUGUUUGGCAUCCCCUGGCACGGGGAGGGGGGGGCCUUCAUGUGUGGCAAAGAAGCAAAACCUGCCACCUUGGAUCAGACCUGUCUGUGGCAUUCUUGUUUCUUGCGACCAAAGAUCAAUGAGCAACAAUAAACACUCUUAAAAACAACAACAACAAGUUUUAAAAAAAGAGGUAUUAUGACUUAAGUUUGUACUUGAAUAAAAACAAAAAUACAUUUUGAUUGUUAAGGUUUUGUAAUGUGAGGUCACAAAUUGGACUCUCCUCAAAAGUACUCUCAUCUUCUAGAGGAUGACUUUUCUUUAAAGAUGGACAUUUGCACUGGGGGAAAGUUACAACAGAUUUGGAAAUGCAUUUUUCUUCCCUCUUUUUCCACAAUUGUCCAAGACCCUUUUGUUAUCAGAUUUCAGUACUACCACUGUGUUCUCCUUUGAGCUCCUCUUUGCCUUCUAUCUGAUCCUCUGGUGAAGUUCUCCUGAGUUACAUAACUUAUCUCCAGGGGAGGACAUUGAUGUCUGACACAGGUCUUGGCUUCUCUGGAGGAUCAGCUGGGGACUGGUUUGAAGGGGUGUGAGGUCUUUUUUUCCAAACCCAACUAUUUUAAGGAGGUUAAUAAGUAUCGAGAGGAACUGAGAACAUUUCAGGCAGCGCUCAAUGCUUGUUUAAAUGUUCUUCCAGUCUACCAUAGUGUUAAAGUCCUUCUGAAGUUCUUAGUUAUGUGCAUAGGGUUCAAUAUGAAAUCAUUAGUGCUACUGCCUUAUUUCUUGCUUUGAGAAUGUACUCACAUGAAAAUGAGCUGGUAUUCGUACGUGUUGGGCCAAGUUUCUGAAGAUGCCUUGCAGGAUGAUUACAUAAUUUUAGGGUCUCGAUAGCAUUCAUUACUGAAACCAAUAGUUCAGUUUUAACAACUGCAGAACUCAUCCUUCUGACUUUUCAAAAGGAAUUUAAACCAUUGUAGUUUAAACAAAACCAUAUUGUAGAGGUUUGUAUCUAGCGCUUAUUUUUGCAUGUUGAUGUUGAUUAGCUAAUAAAAUACUGUAAAUGUAAAACAUGUUAAUAAAGAUUGUUUUCCAUUUCUUGAUUAUAAAAA
Molecule: messenger RNA, 2430 nt
Organism: Pogoniulus pusillus (Red-fronted tinkerbird)
Lineage: Eukaryota; Metazoa; Chordata; Aves; Piciformes; Lybiidae
Gene: MAEA
Product: macrophage erythroblast attacher, E3 ubiquitin ligase
Exons: 10
Coding region: 248-1294 (348 amino acids)
Biological process (GO): proteasome-mediated ubiquitin-dependent protein catabolic process
Cellular component (GO): nucleus; GID complex; cytoplasm
Molecular function (GO): protein binding; ubiquitin protein ligase activity
Source: RefSeq, a predicted model, not a curated record